CCAUGCUGCUUUUGAAAUAAUGAAAACAAAUAGAGACGAAGUGAACUUGCGUUGAAAAGAAAUAUAAAGUUUUACCGUGAAAAAAAAGCUUAAAAACACUUAAAUUGAAUGAAAAUAUUAGCUACAUCUUCAGAUCAAUUAUGUUGCAUUUUAAAAAUGCGCUUCUUCUAAGGAAUGUGCUUCGAACAGUGCCGGUUCGACGUUGGUCUACAUUUCCCGUUCAUUUAGAUGACAAAAUAAACCAGGCAUUGGAGAAUGAGCAAUAUAAACCCAAAGCACAUCCGGGGAAAACACGCCUGACACCCAUCGAACUUCCUGAACGAAUUCGAAAAGCGAUACGAAACGCUGUAAAUGAUAAAGAAAUUUCCAACUUAAUCGAGGAGGGUAUGCAGUUGGAUCGUUAUUUAUUUGCCCGCAAAAUACCACUCGAACAAAAAGAAGUUUAUUUGGCAAAAAAAGAUAUUGAAAAGGAGAUUCUACGAAGAGAAGGAGUUCGACAUGUGUCUGAGCUGGAUGGAGUUGAUAAUUCCCGUGCAAAAGAGGGGCUAAAACAAGAAGUGGCAAGCACUUUCCAUCGGAAGAAUUACAACUGGAAACCGAUGGUGUACAGUGAACACACGGCAUGGACGUAUGUAUUUGGUCGUGCGGCCAAGGAAUAUGCAGCGAUCGUGCAUGUCUUCAGCGAAAUUGCAAAACGCGAUCCAAAUUUUGAGCCACGGAGUUUCUUUGAUUUCGGUGCUGGCAUUGGGACGGGCACUUGGGCAGCGUCUGACAUUUGGAAGAAAUCAUUGUACGAAUACUUUUUGGUCGAUGAAUGUGGUGAUAUGAAUGAUUUGUCUGAGAUGAUACUACGCGAUGGCAAUGAGAGUAAAAAUAUGACAUUGAAAAAUGUGUUUUAUCGACAGUUUUUACCCGCUUCAGAUGAGUUCAAAUCGCAUUUAAUAUUGAGUGCAUUCACAUUGAAUGAGUUACCCGAUCUUAAAUCAAGACUCGAUACGCUACUAACCCUUUGGAAAAAAUGCGAUGGUUACAUGGUGCUAAUUGAGAAUGGAUCUAACGCAGGAUUUAAACUGAUUGAAGAGGCCCGAGAUUUUCUAAUUCAACAAGCUCAGAGUGAGAGAUCCGCUUACCUUUUUGCACCGUGCCCGCAUGAAUCAUCGUGCCCAAGAGUGGUGAAAGAUGAUGGAACGCCAUGCAAUUUCGUUGCCAACUAUCGUUCAAUGGACAUCGGCCAAAACAAACAAGAUAACAAAGUUCUGUUUAGCUACGUAGUUUUCAAAAAAGGGUCACGUGAUGAUGAUAAAACGAUCAAUUGGCCGCGAAUGGUACGACCCACGCAAGUGAGAACGCGACACACACGAUGCAAAUUGUGUACACAUCGUGGCAAACUAGAGGAACUAGUUGUGACAAAGGCCAAACAUUCGAAAUUUACUUACCGUUGUGCCCGAAAAAGUGAUUGGGGUGAUCGAAUGCCUAUUGAAUUUGUGGAGAACGAAUGUGAUUCGAAAAACACAUCUGAUUUUAGUGAUGGUGAAAAACAGUAGAUAAGAAGCACAUAAAAAUAAAGAAAAAUCGUUGACAAAUUUUAA
This is a messenger RNA of Sitodiplosis mosellana (orange wheat blossom midge), 1589 nucleotides long. RefSeq names its product methyltransferase-like protein 17, mitochondrial. Gene Ontology annotation, molecular function: methyltransferase activity; structural constituent of ribosome. The transcript has 7 exons. Gene Ontology annotation, biological process: translation. The record is from RefSeq and is a predicted model, not a curated record. The coding region runs from base 141 to 1544 and encodes 467 amino acids. Lineage: Eukaryota; Metazoa; Arthropoda; Insecta; Diptera; Cecidomyiidae. Gene Ontology annotation, cellular component: mitochondrial small ribosomal subunit.